AUGGACACAAAAGUCAUGGAUGAAAUCCCUGUGCAGGAGGAAUUUGUUUCAUGUGGUGGAAUCGAAACUCAGCUUUUAAAAUGUGGGCCCUGGACUGACCUCUUCAAUGAUCAAAGUGCUUGCAAGCCUAAGGUGCUUAUUUUAAUUAUUACGGGUAACCCAAACAAGGAGAUUCUUGCAACUUCCAAUGAUUCAAAUACACCAGAAAUUAAGGACGCCUAUGGACAUCAUGGUCAAAUAGAACAAAAACUAGCUUUCCUGAGAACUCAUGUACCGAAGCAAAUGAAGCUUGUGUUCAUUGGCCAUUCAAUUGGCUCCUAUAUUUCCCUUCAGAUGUUGAAAAAUGCUCCUGAGCUUCCCGUAAUCCUCUCCGUGAUGCUCUUUCCAACAAUUGAGUGGAUGUCAGAGUCACCCAAUGGCAGGAUUGCCACCCCAUUUUUGUGCUGGCUUCGCUAUGUUCUCUAUGCUAUUGCCUACAUAUUAUUGAAACCAUUACCAGAGAAUCUCAAGUCGUGGAUAAUCAGCAUGACCUUUCAAUUGAAAAAUAUAGCAAAUGACUGUUUUUGCCCGAGCCUAUUGAAUCCGUUCUGUCUUGCAAAUGCUGCCUACCUUGGGGGCCAAGAAAUGAUACAAAUGGUGGAGAGAGAUAAUGAAACCAUAAAGAAACAUUUAUCUAAGCUUACAUUUUACUAUGGUAGUAUAGAUUCUUGGUGCCCACUACAGUACUAUGAAAACAUCAAGAGAGAUUUUCCAGAAGGAGAUAUCCGACUCUGUGAAAAAAAGAUACCACAUGCUUUUAUCCUCUCUCAUAGUGAGGAAGUGGCUGAAAUGACCGCUGCCUGGCUGAAGGAUGACCUGUCCAAAAUAUAA
Molecule: messenger RNA, 870 nt
Organism: Elephantulus edwardii (Cape elephant shrew)
Lineage: Eukaryota; Metazoa; Chordata; Mammalia; Macroscelidea; Macroscelididae
Product: UPF0554 protein C2orf43 homolog
Exons: 2
Coding region: 1-870 (289 amino acids)
Biological process (GO): lipid storage
Cellular component (GO): lipid droplet
Molecular function (GO): lipase activity
Source: RefSeq, a predicted model, not a curated record